Messenger RNA from Aphidius gifuensis, 1125 nucleotides. RefSeq lists its product as uncharacterized. The record is from RefSeq and is a predicted model, not a curated record. Bases 1 to 1125 code for a protein of 374 amino acids. NCBI's taxonomy places the organism in Eukaryota, Metazoa, Arthropoda, Insecta, Hymenoptera, Braconidae. Gene Ontology annotation, molecular function: protein binding. The transcript is spliced from 7 exons.
AUGUAUGUGCCAGUAUGUGAAAGACAAAAAAUUGCAUUGGUGUGUCAAAAAUGGAAAAGAGUCCUUGAUUCUUGCGGUAAUGUCAAAAAACUUGAACUAACUCAUUGGGAAUAUGAUGAGGAUUCAUCUUACUUGACAGCUUAUCGUCAUUGUAACAUUGUGCCAGUUAUUAAUGAAUGUUGUCCAAACCUUAUGGAACUUCGAUUGAGAUUCACCUUCAUUGACGAUGUGUUAUUAUAUAAUGCAUUUUCACGUCUAUCUAAGCUCAAAGUAUUAGCAAUUAUAUUUCAAGACAUUAAUGAUGAAUUUAUACCUCUUAAUCUAAUCUAUUCAUUAAGAAACGUUGCUGAUACAUUGACUGAUCUGGUUCUGUUAAGCUGGAAAAAAAAAGAGUGUGGCUACUGUAUUUUUCCAGAAGAAACUGAUUGUAUAGACUAUCAGAUUCAUGAUUAUUCAUACGCCAAAAAUAUAAUAAUUGACCAUCUCAAUGAUGAUUGUCUGGCUGAAAUAUUCAUGUAUGUGCCAGCAUGUGAAAGACCAAAAAUUGCAUUGGUAUGUCAAAAAUGGAAAGGAGCCCUUGAUCAUUCUUGGAGUAAUGUCAAAAAACUUGAACUCACUUACUGGGAAUAUGAUGAGUAUCCAACUUGUUUAAAGAAAUAUCCAACACUCGAUGGACAAUUUACUUUUUUGAAAACACUGAUAUAUAAAUGUGGUCGUUAUUUAACAAAAUUAGACUUGACAGCUUAUAGUCAUUGUAACAUAGUGCCAGUUAUUAAUGAAUAUUGUCCAAACCUUGUGGAACUUCGAUUGAGAUUCACCUCCAUUGACCGUGUGAUAUUAUAUGAUGCAUUUUCACGUCUAUGCAAGCUUAAAGUAUUAGCAAUUAUAUUUCAAAAUUUCAAUGAUAAAUUUGUACCUCAUAUUUUAAUCUACUCAUUAAAAAACGUUGCUGAUACAUUGACUGAUUUGAUUCUGUUAAAUUGGAAAGAAAAAGAGCGUGACUCCUGCCAAUUUUCAGAAGAAACCAUUUGUGUGAUUCGUGAAUUGAAGGCUCUGAAAAGAGUUGAUAUUAGUGGUAUAAUACCUACCGAAGAUCUUCGCGAAUAUCUGUAUGAUAAGAUAUGA